Molecule: messenger RNA, 1223 nt
Organism: Malaya genurostris
Lineage: Eukaryota; Metazoa; Arthropoda; Insecta; Diptera; Culicidae
Product: CD81 antigen-like
Exons: 6
Coding region: 346-1152 (268 amino acids)
Cellular component (GO): membrane
Source: RefSeq, a predicted model, not a curated record
UUCGAAUAUUUUGAUGAAAUCAGGCAUCCCUGCAAGCAGCUGAUCGGUGUUGACAAACAAGGAGAAACCAACUAGUAAAAAAACUUUACAUAACACAAGGGAUGUACAGAUAGUAAAUAUUUCGCGCAGUACAAUACAGGUGGAACUAGUGCAUCACGAAAAAUUAGUUUUAGAAUAAUUUACUCAUACUAUCAUGUCUGUUAGUCUGUGAUAUCGGUAUCAGAAUCUCUUCUCAUAAGUACAGGAAAAUGUCAAUAAAGCUUAUUUUGGGCCAAACGAAAAACUAAUACAGCAAUAUUUUAGUAUAAACAAGAAUCGUUUCCAAGUAAAAUAAUAGGACUAAAAAUGAGUGUGGAAGGAUGCUGUGGGGCAAUAAAGUACAUCAUUAUCUUGGCUAAUAUUGCAGUUUGGCUUAUAGGUUUUGCACUAGUUCUGCUCUCAGUAUGGAUGUUAACAGAUCCAACAUUCCUCGUUUCAUUGACACAAAAUGAAAACAAUUACUUCAUCGGAUUGUACAUUUUGCUAGUUGUAGGUGGAUUGAUGUUAACUAUUGCAUUUCUAGGAUGUUGUGGUGCAUAUAAAAAAUCGCAAUGCAUGCUGUUUUCCUUUUUUAGCUGCCUGUUAAUCGUUCUUGUUGCCGAAGUGGUCGCUGGAGCAUGGGUAUACCACAAUUCAGCAAAGUUGAAUACAUAUGUUCGUACUGCUGUGAAAGAAGCAGUGCAAAACGAAUACUCUAUAAUUGCCACUAGGACGGCCACCCUGGAUUCCAUGCAAAAAUACUUUCAUUGCUGUGGCGCGGAAGGUCCAAAUGAUUGGCAAAGUAGCGUGUAUAAUAAAGUUGACCGCUCUACUUUCAUCAACAUUGCGAUUUCGAAGUUGAACGUUGCAUACAAAGUCCCAGAAACAUGUUGCGUCGAAGGAAUAUCAGUUGAUGAAUGUGAUGCCGUUCGUAUUACUGGAGUAUUUACUUCGAUUGCUAGUCCAGUUAUUUAUUCUGAGGGUUGCAUGGAAAAACUGAUCAAUGAAAUAAAAACCAAUAUAAACACAUUUUAUAUAGCAUGUGCAAGUAUUGUAGGUGUUGAAAUACUCGCUUUAGUGUUUACUAUAUUACUUUGUUGUGCUAUACGACGAAAUAACAACUACAAGCAUUGAAGCAAUGUGUACAAACAUUAAUGUUUAAUGACUAUAUAUAAAAAUAUACAUAUAUGUUAGUAUUGAAUAAA